This is a messenger RNA of Macrobrachium nipponense, 2428 nucleotides long. Its product is annotated as chitin deacetylase 1-like. Gene Ontology annotation, cellular component: extracellular region. The coding region runs from base 91 to 1698 and encodes 535 amino acids. The record is from RefSeq and is a predicted model, not a curated record. Lineage: Eukaryota; Metazoa; Arthropoda; Malacostraca; Decapoda; Palaemonidae. Gene Ontology annotation, molecular function: chitin binding; protein binding; hydrolase activity, acting on carbon-nitrogen (but not peptide) bonds. The transcript is spliced from 7 exons. Gene Ontology annotation, biological process: carbohydrate metabolic process.
UAACGGUGGGAGAGUGGUUGAAGGGGCGCGGUAUAUAAGGCAGCCAGCGGAGGAGCGCGCCUCAGUGAACGGUUGGGUCGGAGAGUCACCAUGACAAGUAUACGAGUUGCGGCGUUAGCCCUUGCCCUCCUUGGCAUCGCAUCCGGAGAAAUAGUGAAACGUCAGGCGGCUACCGUGAGCGAACCCACUGAAGAUGAGGCCGACGCCUUCACCAAAGAGUUGUGUCGAGACAAGGGCGCAGGAGAAUGGUUCAGGCUCGAUUUGAAUGAUUGCCGUGACGUCAUCCAGUGCACAGAGGCAGGUCUCCAGGCGCUGAGAUGCCCCCACGGUCUGGCUUUCAACCUGGAAUUGCAGACCUGUGACUGGAAGGACAACGUCAAGAAUUGUAACCAGAAGGAGAAGAAGAGGGUCGUCAAGCCCCUCCUCAACACCGUCGAGCCUCUUUGCCAGGAGAACCAGCUGGCCUGCGGUGACGGAACGUGCAUUGAUCGAAUCCUGUUUUGCGAUGGCAAAUUUGACUGUGCCGAUGAGUCCGACGAAAACACCUGUGACAUCAAGAGUGAUCCCAACAGCGCACCCAUUUGCAACCCUGAUGAGUGCCGCAUCCCCGACUGUUUCUGCUUCAAUGAUGCCAGCGAGAUCCCCAACAACAUGGACCCUCGUGACGUACCCCAGAUGAUUACCAUUACAUUCGACGACGCUAUCAAUAUUGAAAACAUCGAUCUUUACCAAAUCAUUUUCAAAGACCGCUUCAACCCCAACGACUGUACCAUCAAGUCGACUUUCUUCGUUUCCCACAAAUACACAAAUUACUCCGCUGUGCAGGAAAUGCAUCGUCUUGGUCAUGAAAUUGCCAUCCAUUCCAUCAGUCACAGCAACAACGAAACAUUCUGGACCAAGGCUUCCCUCGAUGAAUGGGAGCGUGAAAUGGCAGGUGCCCGUGUGAUUGUAGAAAGGUAUGCCAACAUUACCGACUCCUCUGUGAUUGGUCUCAGGGCUCCUUACCUACGUGUGGGUGGCAACAACCAAUUCGGUAUGAUGGAGAAGAACGCCUUCCUGUACGACUCCACCAUGACUGCCCCACUUCAGAACCCCCCUCUCUGGCCUUAUACCCUGUACUACCGUAUGCCCCACACUUGCCAUGGUAACCUCCAAAACUGCCCCACCCGUUCCUUCGCAGUCUGGGAAAUGGUCAUGAACGAAAUGGACCGUCGUGAAGAACCAACAAUUGAAGAAGACUUGCCCGGAUGUGCUAUGGUGGAUUCUUGCUUCUCCAACAAGCCAACAGCUGAUCAGUUCUACAAAUUCCUGGUGAACAACUUCGACCGUCAUUACAACACCAACCGUGCCCCAAUGGGUCUCUACUUCCACUCUGCCUUCCUGAAGAACGACCCAGAAAUCUUGGACGCCUUCCUCUUCUGGUUGGAAGAGACCUUGGCCAACCCCGAUGUCUACUUUGUCACAAUGACCCAGGUCAUCCAAUGGAUGCAGGACCCACAGCCAGUCAGCGGCCUCAAGAACUACGAGCCCUGGAAGGAGAAGUGCAACGUAGCUGGACCCCCAUACUGCUAUGGCGGCACCAACUGCGAACUCAACACCGACGAACUUCCCAGUGAGACCCUCCGUCUGGCCACCUGCAUGCGAUGCCCCAACAGGUAUCCUUGGCUACUGGAUCCCUUGGGAGAGGGUUACUUCUAAGAGCACUGCCGCUGCAUUAAUGCUGUCGCCCUGUCCCCUCCUCUCCCACGGGGACAGUUGUGCUCACCUGUAAAUAUAUUGUUUUAUAAUUUGUACAUGAUCGUGUCCAGGCAUGCGUAGCCUCAUUCCUAACUAAGUAGUGGUUGGCUGGUCAGGGGCGCGGCGGCGGCGGCGGCAACACCACCACCACCACCACCGCCGCCACUGAGGCUGAGGCGUCCGGUUUAUUGUGAUGAACUCUGCACUACGGCCUCUAAAGCUGAUGCUGCUGCUGCUGCUGUUGGUGCUGCUGCUGCAGCUGCCUUUCCUGCCGCUUCCAUGACAGGCCGGAGCUCAUAUUGACAAACUACUCCAAACCCCCCCCGAGUAACCCCUGAAAUCACUGCCGGGGUUGAGCUGGGGCUGUUCCCCCCGCCCACCCUUGCGGGAGCCCAACACCCUCCCCCUUUAACUCUCAUCUCCUCCAAGGGUAUGCCGCAGGGGUCCCUAUCAUAUUUAUUAGACCUGGAGGGGCCCACAUCACCUUUUUCUCUAAUUUUCUCCGCCCCCUUAAAAAUAACAUAAAAACAUCACCACCAACCAGGCGGGGGCCAUCUGACAGUGCCCCCACCACCUGAGCACAUUUUUUGAGAUUUAACAUAGCUGUGAUGAUCGUUUAGAAUUUUAGCGUCACUUGUUUUUACCUUCCAUAUUAUGUUUAAAUGUUACCCAAAUAAAAAACAUUAUUCCU